AUGGAGCUGAAUGCACUGGCGACUGCCGCUGAACUGAUGACGGACACUCGCGGCCGAGGGCCCGACAACCCUCAUGCUCAGGUCAACUGUGACCUGCAGAACAGGCUGGUCCGCCUACAGGACAAGGUGGCUGAGAUCAGGUGA
Molecule: messenger RNA, 144 nt
Organism: Protopolystoma xenopodis
Lineage: Eukaryota; Metazoa; Platyhelminthes; Monogenea; Polystomatidea; Polystomatidae
Source: the annotation of a GenBank genome assembly